Pantherophis guttatus is the source of this 2577-nucleotide messenger RNA. It is a transcript of the gene DHRS7, whose product is annotated as dehydrogenase/reductase 7. Lineage: Eukaryota; Metazoa; Chordata; Lepidosauria; Squamata; Colubridae. The record is from RefSeq and is a predicted model, not a curated record. Gene Ontology annotation, molecular function: oxidoreductase activity.
GGGGCAGCGGGUGAAGAGUGCUGCUUAUAAGAAGGGGCUCUUCUUGGGCUCAACUCCUGCCGCGCUCCCGCCUUCUCUGCGCGCCAUGGAGAUAUGCAUUCAGUGCUGUGUGGUGGGGAGCAUCAUAACCUACCUAAUCUUGCAGAUCCUACGCUGGAUCCGAGCUGACAGCGACCUCACCGUGCAGUGGGCAGAAUGGUGGGGCAAGAGUCCCGAAAAGGAGCUGCCUAGGAAAGUUGUCUGGGUGACUGGUGCCUCCAGUGGAAUUGGAGAAGAAUUGGCCUACCAGCUGGCCAAGAUUGGCUCAUGGCUUGUGUUGUCAGCAAGAAGAGAAAAUGAAUUGGAAAGGGUGAAAAAGAAGUGCCUUGAGAUCAGCAGCCUAAGUGAUAAAGAUAUCCUGAUUUUGCCACUUGAUUUGACUGACAGGGGAUUCCAUGAAUCUGCCACAAAGACAGUCCUUCAGCAUUUUGGGAGGAUUGAUGUUUUGGUGAACAACGGUGGACGUUCUCAGCGUUCUCUUUUCGUAGAUACAAGUAUUAGUGUUUAUAACGCUAUAAUGGAACUCAACUAUCUGGGCACUGUCUCCUUAACUAAAUUUGUCCUGGACCACAUGAUCCAAAGGAAACAGGGAAAGAUUGUCACGAUGAGCAGCGUCAUGGGAGUCAUGGGAGCUCCCUUAGCAACUGGGUAUUGUGCCAGCAAACAUGCUUUGCAAGGUUUCUUUAACUCUCUUCGGCCUGAGCUUGUUGAUUAUCCUGAGAUAAGUAUAAUCAAUAUCUGUCCAGGGCCUGUCCAGUCACAGAUCAUCCAAAAUGUCUUUACUGAAGAAAUUUCAAAGGUUAAUGAAAAUGUUGGGGACCAAUCUCACAAAAUGACAACUGAACGCUGUGCUCGUUUAACCCUGGUUAGCAUGGCUAAUGAUGUGAAGGAAGCCUGGAUCAGUGACCAUCCCUACUUGGCAGUAUGUUACUUGUGGCAGUAUGCGCCCACUUGGGCAUGGUGGCUAUUGAACCGCAUGGGAAAGAAGCGGAUAGAGAACUUCAAGAGUGGAGUGGAUGCUGAUGUUUCUUAUUACAAAAAGUCUUCAUAAGGAAAAGGAGCAGCUGAACAUUCCUUCAAACAUGAACCAGCAUAAGGAAAAGCGAGGCACCUCUGCUUGAAAAGUUUAUGGUUUUCUUUUGCAAACACUUGGGCAAAAAAUGAUGCAAAAAUGUGCAACAAGACGGGUGUACCUAUAUAAAGCUUCUAGCUUUGCAGCAUGAGAUGGCUAAGAAAGUUCAUUCACUUGUUGGCUUUUCAACAUAUAUACCAAGAUGAUGAUUCAAAUCUGUCUUUCUCCCAACCCACCUCCUCAAAUACCGGCUGGAUUUAUAUAACACUAGCCUAUAACAAGGUUUGGUUGACCUACUGCAGGAAUGUGCAACUUUCAUUGGCUUCAGAUCCACACAAACUUUUCAUAGUAUGCCAGGAACUGUAUUCCUAAAGUGAAUUGGCCAGGAUCCAUUUUCAGGAGUUCCAUGGAUGCCUUAAGCCUCUGUAAUGCUUUUUUAGCCAAUUAAACCCCCCUCUUUCAAAAUCCAAAAACAGCAACAUUUUUGGCGCCAGUCAAGAGAAGGACUGGGGAUGGAGAAAUUAAUGGCAAAGGGACACAAACAAGAUCCAGCCACAUUCUGGGUCACCCACCAUGAUGAUUCUGCUCUCUUAGUAAAUAGCUUUUUAUAAUAAGUGAGCUCAGCCAUACUUUUAAAAAUACCCACUUUAGUAAAUUUCUCAAAAAUGUGCUCCACUUCAAUUUUUCAUAAGAUAGCUUCAUAACUUGGGAGAAUUAAAACUUCCAUCUGCUAUUUCCAACUCAACAAUGAAGUACUAAAAUGCCAGUGUUGAUUCUUGGAGUUACACUGUAUGCUUUACAGUUCUACCAACUGCAGAUGAACAGAAUGCUUUGUCACUGUGACAAGACCCUAAAUAACGGAUUUUAUAGUACCUCUCCUGCAAGCAGUAUAGCCUUAUGAUGGUAAAUCUGCUUGGUCAGGCCCCUGGCAACCCCAAACAUCAUGGCUGAUCUGUUAGAUAGUAUAUUUGUUUCCCAUUGUGACUUGGCUUUCUGCUUUUUUGUGUAUCCUCACAACUUCUUCUGUUGACCUCUAUUUUUUUCCUCAUUAGUAAAUAGGCAGGAUUUGUUUGUAAGUAGGAACAUGGUUACAAGUCUCUAUGUUUGUGGUUGUCCAAUGAUGCUGGAAAAUUCCAUCUUAUUAAACCAGGAUAUUUCUUUCCCCUAAUAUUCAAUUUGUAAUUCUUAAUUACAAAUUCUUCAAAAUUGGACAGACAUUAAAUAUUUUUCAAGUAUCCCUUUCAUAAUACAAAUGUUACAAUUUUGCAAAUGAAAAAAAAAUAAACUUAUGCUAUAACAAUAAUAGAUAUAGACUCCAUCUUAUAGUAAAAUACUUAUCUAUGGUUUAAGGUAUAUAAAUUUAUAACCCUGUGGAAGGUACUUGUCAAUACAGUAUUGGUAAUGAUUUGGGGGAUUUUAUAUAAAAAUGUAUUCAAUAUACAACAUUAAAAUGCAUAAUUAUCUUA